AUGAGGCUGCGAAACUUCGCGCGCCAUGCUCGCGUCACCCGAAAUGCGCGGCUGUCUUUGUUCAGCGACCGCAAACCCUACCAGUAUGAGCGUCUGCCGUCGCCUACUUGUAUACGCCUAUUGGAGCUCCUACCAGUGACAAGCAACGGUAUCAUUCGCUGCUCGUUGAAGGUUACUGAGCUCGAAAAUGCGCCUUCCUUCAAAGCUCUGUCAUACACAUGGGGUAGUCCGCAGGCCACUUCGAUGUCAGGAACAUCGAGACGCUAUGAAGUAGGACUGAAACCUGCAUCGGACGACGAAGUAGACUCGACCCGCCAGCACACCAUCAUAUGCGAUGGCUGUCUUCUCAAGGUCACCAGUAACCUUCGAGAUGCACUGCAAAUGCUCAGCAACGCUAUCAACAUGCCACACAUGCCCAAAACCCCGACCUACUAUUGGAUAGACCUUUUGUGCAUGAACCAAACAGAUAUUGAGGAGAGGAAUGCUCAGGUUGCCCGUAUGGGUGACGUUUUUAAGAAGGCCGAUGGUGUUGUUGUCUGGCUAGGCAAAGAGGAUCAGUACACGCUGGAUGCUGUCACUACCAUGCGGAAGAUAGCGGCUAUUCCCGAGAAACACUGGCCGCUAAUACCUUACACAUCCUUCUACAAUCCCGAAGAGAGUCAGCUAGUAUCCCCUACUGGUCUCACCUUCUACAACUGGCUAGGCUUCAUUGUCCUCAUCAACCGCCCAUGGUUCAAGAGGGCUUGGGUCGUUCAAGAGAUCGCACUUGGUAAAUCGGCUCUGGUAGUCUGUGGCAACAAGGUCUUUCCUUGGGAAAUUCUAUCCAAAACGCUGUCUUUUGUCAAGUUCACGAGGUGGUAUCAUCAUCUCCAUGCAGACAAACUAAAGCAUGUAAAAGAGCUGCGGAAACAUCCUGGCAUCUACAAGCAAAUCCUCAAGUCGAAGCUAGCCGUCGGCAUCAGCCCUCUAUAUCUCAAUGAUACCCGGCUAUUCGCAUCGUCACUGAUCAGAGACGACGGUCAAGCGACCAAACAACCGUCUUUCCGGAACCUUCUCGACAAGCACCGCUUUUCAGAAUCUUCAGAUCCCAGGGACAAGGUAUACGCCUUUCUCGGCCUAGCCAACCGGGGUAUGUCUCCAUUUCGUACGCAGCCCAACGCGCUUACGCCGGAUUACAAUCUCAGUGUACAGGAGGUCUUCACCCAAACCACAGCAGUACUCAUGUCGUCCUACAAGAACCUGUCAUGGUUGUCGCACGUGGAAGACGCUUCACAAAGACGGAUAUCAGGGUUACCAUCCUGGGUACCCGACUUGAGCGUGCCGCUUCAACCUUACCCGCUUCGCUAUCGUGGUCCGGCAUACUGGCAUGCUGCUGGCAACCGCGCCUGGCGUCCGGAUGUAGAAAGCAUGAAAAAAGGACUUCUCCCGGUCCAAGGACAUCGAUUAGAUCAGAUUGACCAGACCUCUCUGCUUACUGAUGAAUCGGAAGACCCUCCGACGGUAUGGGCAAGCAUCGUGAAUCUAGCUCUCGCACUUGACUCAUCAUACCCCGACCCAGGCGGCACUGGCAAGACACCAUCGCGUAUCGAAGUACUCUGGCGAACGCUAACCACCGAUAUCUACAACCACACAUACCCCGCCCCAGUACAAACAGGCGAACUUUUCAUUGAUUACAUCCUCAACCUCCAGAUCCGGCAUCGCUUGACUCCAUGGUCCAGCGCCGACGAUUUCCAGCCCCACCAUUCGCCAUUGACAGAGUCCGUCUAUCCAGAUUGGCGCAAACUCCUUGAGCUCGAACCACCGGACUCGCCGUACAGCUUCGACUCAUAUUCUAAGCGCUUAGUUGCCGUGGUGGAGACACGAGCUUGA
Messenger RNA from Alternaria ventricosa, 1869 nucleotides. RefSeq lists its product as uncharacterized. Lineage: Eukaryota; Fungi; Ascomycota; Dothideomycetes; Pleosporales; Pleosporaceae. Bases 1 to 1869 code for a protein of 622 amino acids. The transcript is spliced from 3 exons. The record is from RefSeq and is a predicted model, not a curated record.